This is a messenger RNA of Trematosphaeria pertusa, 1261 nucleotides long. RefSeq lists its product as uncharacterized. Bases 40 to 1095 code for a protein of 351 amino acids. The record is from RefSeq and is a predicted model, not a curated record. The transcript has 2 exons. Lineage: Eukaryota; Fungi; Ascomycota; Dothideomycetes; Pleosporales; Trematosphaeriaceae.
CACCAGCCUAAUCGUCGCGUUCGUCAAUUCGCUUCCACCAUGAAGUCCCUGAGUUACAGCCUUGCGAUUGCAUCGCUUUCUAACACCAUCGCUGCGAAGCUUCUGCCUUCAAACAACAGUACACCGCCGCUCGAUGUGCGGGACAUUUCAGCGCGGAGUCGCAACCUGCUCGCGCGCCAAAGCUAUGAUUAUUGCGGCACGACUUCGUACUACUGCAUCAAUUCCAACUGCUGCGGCAUAACCGUGUUCAACUGCAUGGACCCAGGCGGCGAAUGCUGCGCCGACCUCUCCGAGUACGGCUACGGGCUGUGGUGCACCGCCGGCACAACAUGCGUAAUCGAGAACGGACUUGUGCAAUGCCAGGACGAGAGCGGGGACGUCUUUUCCGCAGAUUCUUCGGCGGCUGAGAUACCGACGGCGACGGCCACGGGUAGUGAUGAGCCGUUUGAGACGGGUGGUAGUAGCAGUGGUGGGAGCAGUGGAAGUAGCGGCAGCAGGACGAAGACCAAGAAGAAGAGCAAGGCUUGGAUCGCGGCUGCUGUCAUCGUGCCGCUGAUCGGCAUCGCUGUCAUUGCUGGCAUCGUGUUUUUCCUCUUCAUGUUGAGGAAGAAGAAGAGGGCCAAUGCCAACGCCAGUGCCGUCCCAAACUUCAACCAGCAAGGUGGCGGCCCAGGGAAUCCGCCGGCCAUGACACAGCAACAGCCAGUCAUGUCAGGCCCACCGCCCGCUACGCCCGCGCCGCAGAUGGGAAUGUCACCUAUGCCGCAGCACGCGACUCCUGCUCAAAAUCCCGACCUUAAGACUCCGGCGUAUACACAGCAGUAUGAGGUACCCUCGCCGGUUAGCAGCCCGCCUCCUCAGUGGACGCCGGCCAGUCCCGCUCCGACGACUGCGCAGCCCGUAGUCUACGCAUAUCAGCAGGGGGCAGCCCCUGAACUCCAUGGCCAGGCGAUUACGAGUCCAGUUUCGCCGAUGAAUACGGGGAACGGAGGUGGAUAUACUCCGCCGAUGCAGCAGUCCCGGCCUGUCUAUCCGAAUGCGAUGGAAAUGCCAGCAGCGCAGGCGCCGAGACAAGGUGCGCAAGAACUCCAGUAGGCCAGGUCGGUCUGCUUGGUUGGCGUUCGGAUUUUCUGUUGUUGCCAUAGAUGCUUUUCUCGAAUCCAAAUCUAGGCUCUUCGUCCCACGGCGCCCUCCAUGUCGAAGGAUUGGGUGUGAGAACUUCACUUCGAGUAAAUUAAUCGCUGGGCUUACCCACCACGAC